Messenger RNA from Chelmon rostratus (copperband butterflyfish), 2459 nucleotides. RefSeq names its product regulator of G-protein signaling 1. The transcript has 6 exons. The coding region runs from base 412 to 1425 and encodes 337 amino acids. The record is from RefSeq and is a predicted model, not a curated record. NCBI's taxonomy places the organism in Eukaryota, Metazoa, Chordata, Actinopteri, Chaetodontiformes, Chaetodontidae.
AGUUCAGACAGAAGUGAAGGUGUGGCAGCAGUCAUGUGGAGGAGGGCCAUCUGUGGCAUUCAAGUGUCACGGGGGAAACUUUAUGGAACUUUUCCUGAUGCGUAUCUUCACUCGGAAAGCCCUUUCAGUUAAUGUCUGUGGGCAUUCGUGUCGCAGCGGGAGGCAGGUCUGAGUCCGUGCGGCCGGCUGAGCCGAGAGCAAAUCUUAAGACAGCGACAGCGACAGGAGCGUCGCAGGUUGGAUUUCGCUUUCUUUGGGGAGCUGGAAUCGACAUUGCUGAACAUUCGGUUCAUGCUAAUGUCGCUCAGAAGAUCUGGAGGAACCCAGUGAUCUGUCAUGAAGACAGCUUAAUAACUACUGGACGAAGAGUACUUCCUUUUUCUAUACUUCAUCACCUCUCAUACAGCUACCAUGCGUAGAUUCAGCUCUGAGGGAUCCCUCCUGGAUCUUGACUUCCUCCCAUGGAAGAGGGUGGCAAUACGGAAACCAGAGCAUGAGAAGAACCAGGAAUCUGGCACCUACACACCUCACGUGGAGGGGGAUGAGCUGGACGGGAGGUCAGCCUGUCCCACCAUCCAGGAGCCCAGAGCGAGUCCUGGCGAGGCGACGAAGAGGGAGCUGACCAAGGAGCACAGCAUCAGUGUGGAGAACCUGAGUGAGCUGGGGAAACAGGACAAGAGCCACCUCGGAGUGUGUGUCAUCAGUGAAAGCUGCAGAGCCUACAGCGACGGUCAGCUGGCCCCGGCAGCUCAGGGCAGCACAGAGAGCAUGGAGAGAGAUGACCUGCCUCCCGCAUCCCCUUCAUCCUCCUCCAGCCCUGUCCUCUUCAAAUCGCAGCACUGGCACCACCCUAAACCCAAACUGUCAUCUGCCAAGCUGCACCUCAAGAGUCUGUUUGGGCAGAGUCCUCAUUCCUCAAACCCCAACCUGUUCAACGCAGAACAAAAAGACAGUGCCACAGAGAGGAGGUCUCGCCUGCUCUUCAUGCGUCAGUGGAGUCAGGUGGGCCACGGCAGGAAGAGGCAGAUCAGUCGAGAGGAGCUGGAAAAAUGGGCAGCGUCCCUGAACGCCCUGCUGGCCAGCCAAACUGGUGUGUCAGUGUUUGGAGAGUUCUUGCGCUCUGAGUUCAGCGAGGAGAAUCUGCAGUUCUAUAUGGCCUGUGAGCAGUACCGACACUCGUCCAACAACUUCAGUCUGCAGAGGAGGGCGAGGAACAUCUGCGCCACCUACAUCCAGCCAGGUGCCCCCCGAGAGGUGAACCUGGACUGCAAGACGAGGGAUCUGACCAUCCAGCUGCUGCAGGCUCCGUCUCACACCUCUCUGUCCCACGCACAGAAACGCAUCUACUCUCUCCUGGACACAGACUGUUAUCCUCGCUUCCUCCAGUCCAACAUCUACCUCUCCUUACUCCGAGAAGCCGACUAGAAGCCUGGUGUCAAUGACACACCUGAAGGAGGAACAGUGGCUCAGCGUUUCCAGGACGUCCCAAACAUUGUGUACAAUAAUGCUAAAUACAUCUUCAAAAGAUCGAGCAGCAGUGAGGGAAGUUAGUGUGAAGAACAUAUCUGGAGCAAAUGUUGAUGCCCACUGAACACUGUGUGUAGGAAUGUAAGUAAGUGAAAUUCAUUAGUUCAGUAUUCUGGAAAAUGUUUGUUUGCUUUCUUUCAGAGUGAGAUGUUCUGAUUAAUAUUGAUGUCUCACGUCUGUGUGUUCCCCUGCUUCCAGUCUUUGUGCUAAGACAACCACACCAUGACUCCAGCUCUGUACUUCACACACAGACAUGAGGCUGAUACAUAUCCUUUAUUCCCAAUCCCAAUUUUGAAAAAGCAAAUAAUGCAGUUUCUCAAAACUAAUGCCCAAACUUUUCCUUUAUGUGGCUCCUUGCUGGCUUUGAGCUGCAGCAGUAGGUGCAUUUGGCCAUGAGAAUUUGGAAAAACUCAGACGAGGCAGUUUUCUUUCCCUCACUUAACACGACCAGUGAAAUGAUGCGGCUCUUGUUUUAAUCACUGAACAUCCUUCCUGUGAGCUGCUAAUGACCCCGCGGUCCAGUAACUCAGGCUGAGUUUCCUCUGCUGACAGAAAGGAAAAACAAGUUCAGCAAGAAUGAGCUCUUUGCUAAAAAGGUCAUAGUACUAUGUAAUUUACUUACAGAGCAAAGGUGGGAAACCUGAGCUAAUUGACUCUGCCAGGUGAAAUGAAUACAAAGCUACAGGGAAGUUGAGUUCAGUGUGCCUCUAAAGACUCACCGUUCAAACACACACUGUGUACAGAAAACAGUCAUUGAAGUAGUUUGUUUGUAAUGAGCAUGUUGAGUAGCGUUUCUUUGAAUGUUGGUCCUGUUAAAUUUGAAAUACCUUGUAUAAUUAUAAGGAGGAAAAACAUUUUGAAGAAGCCGAUAACAUCCAGUUAUUAUUUGAGAGUUUUAAAGAGAAAGAAAUAAAAUCCUGUUUUUUAUCUGA